AAACCAUACCAUAUCCCACCAGAGAGUGACUCCUGAUUGCCUUCUCAAGUCACAGACACUAUGAUGCCUCCCAUGGCCCUGCCUAGCGUAUCUUGGAUGCUGCUUUUCUGCCUCAUGCUCCUGUCUCAGGUUCAAGGUGAAGAACCCCAGAGGGAACUGCCCUCUGCACGGAUCCGCUGUCCCAAAGGCUCCAAGGCCUAUGGCUCCCACUGCUACGCCUUGUUUUUGUCACCAAAAUCCUGGACAGAUGCAGAUCUGGCCUGCCAGAAGCGGCCCUCUGGAAACCUGGUGUCUGUGCUCAGUGGGGCUGAGGGAUCCUUCGUGUCCUCCCUGGUGAAGAGCAUUAGUAACAGCUACUCAUACGUCUGGAUUGGGCUCCAUGACCCCACACAGGGCACUGAGCCCAAUGGAGAUGGUUGGGAGUGGAGUAGCAGUGAUGUGAUGAAUUACUUUGCAUGGGAGAGAAAUCCCUCCACCGUCUCAAGCCCCGGCCACUGUGCGAGCCUGUCGAGAAGCACAGCAUUUCUGAGGUGGAAAGAUUAUAACUGUAAUGUGAGAUUACCCUAUGUCUGCAAGUUCACUGACUAGUGCAGGAGGGAAAUCAGCAUCCUGUGUUUGGUGUGCAACUCAUCGUGGGCAUAAGACCAGUGUGAGGACUCACCCUGGAAGAGAAUAUUCGUUUAAUUCCCCCAACCUGACCACCUCAUUCUUAUCUUCCUUCUGUUUCUUCCUCCCCGCUAUCAUUUCAGUCUCUUCAUUUUGUCAUAUGGCCUAAGGCUUUAAAGAGCAAUAAUAAAAUUUCAGAUCUGCA
Molecule: messenger RNA, 811 nt
Organism: Pongo pygmaeus (Bornean orangutan)
Lineage: Eukaryota; Metazoa; Chordata; Mammalia; Primates; Hominidae
Product: regenerating islet-derived protein 3-alpha
Exons: 6
Coding region: 61-588 (175 amino acids)
Source: RefSeq, a predicted model, not a curated record